Molecule: messenger RNA, 1401 nt
Organism: Gastrolobium bilobum
Lineage: Eukaryota; Viridiplantae; Streptophyta; Magnoliopsida; Fabales; Fabaceae
Product: purple acid phosphatase 22-like
Exons: 5
Coding region: 23-1387 (454 amino acids)
Molecular function (GO): protein binding; acid phosphatase activity; metal ion binding
Source: RefSeq, a predicted model, not a curated record
CUCACAUCUACAAAUUGAAGCAAUGUCAACAAGUCCAAGCCAAAACAACAAAAUGAUGAUGGCAAAAUAUAACAAGUCUCUCGUUCUCCUUCACAUCCUAUGCUUCAUGUUGUUCCCACAGGCCCUACAAUCACAGGAUAAUGAUUUUUCUCGUCACCCUUCUCGUCAAUUCAUCCACACUCCCCACGAACGCUCAGAUUCUGAUCCUCAACAGGUUCAUAUUUCAUUGGUGGGGAAACAUCAUAUGAGAGUGUCGUGGGUAACCGAAGACAACCACUCAGAAUCUUCGGUGGAGUAUGGAACAAAGAAAGGAGAAUAUAGCACAAAAACAAGGGGGGAACACACCUCAUACGAUUUUUUCUCAUACAAAUCGGGAAAGAUCCACCAUGUGGUAAUUGGUCCUUUGAAGCCAAGCACCACUUACUUCUAUAGGUGUGGAGGAUCUGAUCCUGAGUUUUCUUUCAAGACACCUCCAUCGAAGUUGCCUAUUGAAUUUGUUGUCGUUGGGGACUUGGGACAAACUGAAUGGACGGCAUCAACUCUGAAACACGUUGAUAGCAAAGACUAUGACGUGUUUUUGUUACCGGGAGAUCUAUCCUAUGCUAAUGCCCAACAACCGUUGUGGGACUCUUUUGGCCGUUUGGUGGAACCAUACGCUAGUCGAAGGCCAUGGAUGGUUACCGAAGGGAACCACGAGGUUGAGAGUUACCCAAUUGAGAUUGAAAACAUGGAUAAUUUCAUAGCCUACAAUUCUCGCUGGCCUAUGCCUUACAAAGAGAGUGGCUCCACCUCAAACCUCUACUACUCAUUUGAAGUUGCUGGCACCCACAUCAUCAUGUUGGGUUCUUACACUAAAUUUGGUGCACACUCAGACCAAUAUAAGUGGCUUCAAUCUGACUUAGCCACCAUUGAUAGGAAGAGGACACCAUGGGUGAUUGUUUUGUUGCAUGCACCUUGGUAUAACACUAAUAAGGCACAUCAAGGUGAAGGCGAAAGCAUGAGAAAAGCUAUGGAAGAGUUGCUUUACGAGGCUCGUGUUGAUUUGGUUUUUGCUGGCCAUGUUCAUGCAUACGAACGCUUUACUAGAGUUUAUGACAAUGAGGCUGAUUCAUGUGGUCCCAUGUACGUGACAAUUGGGGACGGAGGAAACCGCGAGGGACUUGCAUUAACGUUUAAGAAGCCUCCAAGCCCACUCUCGGUGUAUCGGGAGCCAAGCUUUGGUCAUGGAAGGUUGAGAAUAGUAAACGAAACACAUGCACACUGGUCAUGGCACCGCAAUGAUGAUACCGACUCAUUUGUAGCUGAUGAUGUUUGGAUAGAGAGUUUAAGCAGCUCGAAAGCAUGCUGGGAGACACUAGGCCAGAAUCUUGAUCGUGAAGAGCUCUGAAAGCUUAAAUUAGA